Ceratitis capitata (Mediterranean fruit fly) is the source of this 821-nucleotide messenger RNA. RefSeq names its product MRG/MORF4L-binding protein (gene MrgBP). The coding region runs from base 167 to 802 and encodes 211 amino acids. NCBI's taxonomy places the organism in Eukaryota, Metazoa, Arthropoda, Insecta, Diptera, Tephritidae. The record is from RefSeq and is a predicted model, not a curated record. Gene Ontology annotation, cellular component: nucleus; NuA4 histone acetyltransferase complex. Gene Ontology annotation, biological process: regulation of transcription by RNA polymerase II. The transcript is spliced from 2 exons.
GUGCUUUUGUGCACAUUUUUUGUGGCAAAUAAAGUAAAAACACGAGUUUGUGUUAAAGUUUUUGUCUAUUCGGCCGGCAUUCAUUCGUCUUCAUUAAGAACAUUGAUCAAUUUUCAGAAAAAACGUGUUUGUGUGAAAAGUUGUGAAAUCAAGUAGAUUUUCCAACAUGACUGUUUCGCGGGAAAAGGCAUCCAUAUCUGUGGUGUCUCCCAGCGACACUGAACCAAUUGAAUGGUCGGCCGAAGAGGAAAUUCAAUUGUUUUUCGCAUUAGAAGGUUUGAAGCCUGUCGGCAUUAAUAAGCAUUUCUAUAUGGCCUGCAUUGCCGAUCGACUGUCGAAAAAUUUGCAACGUGAUGUACCAGCGGAAGCGAUAUGGGCACAUUUACGUACCAUGUACAAUUUGGAUGUAUUGGACGAGCUGGAACCAUUGCCGUUUCCCAAUGAAGAAAAAGAAUUUUCGCUCCCCGAGACAGAAUUUUCGGCUUUGCUAUCAAAAAAACUUGCUGAGAGUGAAGAGAAACAACGUCUUAGUAGCGUAGAUAGUAGCGGCGGUCCACCCUCUAUUAUUGCAGUUGCUACUGAUAAUACAACAAAGAGUGGUAACAGCGAAAAAAUACCAUCACAUAAAGUCAGUGCAGGCAGCCACAGUUUAAAAGAUAUUGAUAAAAAGAUAACAACAAAAUUGACUGAUAUGCCGAAACGUGUUCCAAAGCGUACGCGUGGUUCUAUGUCCCUAGAAUCGAAUAGUAGUCCAUCCACAACACCGCCACCUGUGCAAAGCAAUAAAAGACGGCGAAUAUAAGCGAAUACCAAAAAAAAAA